Molecule: messenger RNA, 1488 nt
Organism: Labrus bergylta (ballan wrasse)
Lineage: Eukaryota; Metazoa; Chordata; Actinopteri; Labriformes; Labridae
Source: RefSeq, a predicted model, not a curated record
AACACCAUGACACCUCUCAUGAUUGCGUUCUUCCUCGAAUGUCUGUUCUUGGGGGAGAUGACUCAGACAUCGGAUCCAAAACCGUUGAUAAAAGUGCGCCAAGAGAGUGGAUUCAUAUCAGCUAAUGUUGGUGAGGAGGUCACUUUGAGCUGUUUCUAUGAAGGUGAAUUUGCAUCAAAGUAUUACUGGUACAAGCAAACUCUGGGACAGAAACCAGAGCUCAUCUCUAUGUCCUACAAAUAUGAAACAAAUGUAAACUUUCACGGUGAAUUCCAGAAUAAUUCACGCUUCACACUGGAUAAUACAAAUGGUCGUAAUCACUUAAGGAUCACAGACGUGCGCAUUACAGACACAGCUACAUACUACUGUGCACGUAGCAGUUUGUCCUUGUUUGAAUUUAUGGAGGGCACCACUCUCAGUGUAAAAGGCUCAGGUUUGAACUUUCAAUUGUUGAUCAAUCAAUCAGCAUCUGAGACCACCAAGCAUGGAGAUGCUGUGACCCUGAGCUGUACGGUCCACACUGGGACCUGUGAUGGAGAACACAGUGUUUACUGGUUCAGAAACUCUGAAGAAUCUCACUCAGGACUCAUUUACACCCAAGGAGACAGGAAUAGUUCAUGUCCAAGGAAACCCAACCAACAAAGCUGUGAGUACAACUUACCAAUAAAGAGCGUUGAUCACUCUCAUGCUGGGACUUACUACUGCGCUGUCGCUUCAUGUGGACACAUUCUGUUUGGAAACGGGACCAAGGUGAUCAUCACAGAUGUAGAGCAUCUGGUGUAUAUCUUGAGUGGAGCUUUGACUUUUACCAUCAUCUUGAUUUUAUUGUUGGCCGUCAUUACGUGCUUGAUCUACAAGAGAAACAACUGCAAGUGUAAAGAAUCUGGUGCAAUAAUUUCAACUCCCUCCACAACAGAUGAACAGGGUGACCACAAUGAGGAAGACAUCCAUUACGCAGAUUUGAGGGGACACAGGGUCAACAGAUCCAGAAGACCAUGAAACAUUGAGGAUGAAUGUGUGUACUCGGGUAUAAAACAGUAGACAAAGUGAUUAGUAAUGAUCUUAUAAAUUAGCCUUUUAGACAUAGUGGUCAUCUUAAUAGUAUCUUUUUGGAUUGGUAAACAGAGUCCAUUUCGAAUAGGCCAGAUCGGCAGGUCAAUCCGUGUCAGUCCAGAAGAUAGGACUCUGUAGUCGGGGACUUCAGAGCAGAUACCAUCUUCACAUUUAUAUGAGGCUAUUUAUUUUUUUUGUACUUUAUUGUCAUUUCUGUAUGUCUUUUGGAUCUUUUAUUCAAACAUCUUUUCAUAUAUUUUUUUAUCAGUGAUGUGACAGUUUUUUAGUGAUUUUAAAAUAUUACAUUUUUACGUUUCUCAUUCUCUUAGUCAUGAGGCUUUUGAUGUCUUGUGUCAAGCACUUGUGUGAAUUGCCUUGUUGCUGAAAUGUGCUAUUUAAAUAAACUUGACUUGACUUUAGAUGCUGUAGUUCUCU